AUGCACAGCGAACGUUUCUACGCAAUUCGGCCGAUCCCUGAUAAAGGUUAUGGUGUUGUUGCCGCGACCAAGAUCAAUAAAGGUACACGGAUUAUCUCUGAGUCUCCGUUGUUCAGGGUCGAUCAGCAUGGUGACUCGAGCAAGAAAAAGGAGCUGCGCAAACUCAUGUCCAAAAAGGUUGCCGGUCUUCAUGAAGAACAGCGACAGGCAUUUCUCUCCUUGCACAAUGCAUUUGAAGACGAAGACGGCGUGGAGCUGGGAAUUGUCCGAACCAACGCGCUUCCACUGGGAUCCAAUGCAACAGAGGGAGGUAUGUUCUUAGACUCGGCGCGUAUCAACCACUCAUGCAAUCCCAAUGCGCAAAACACCUGGAAUGAGAACCUCCAGAAACUCACGAUUCAUGCUAUUCGGGACAUCCCAAGGGACGAGGAGAUCACAAUCUGCUAUCUCUCGACCAUCCAGAACCGCAGCGCUCGGCAGUGCGCACUGCAAUCCUGUUUUCGCUUCGUCUGCUCUUGUAGUCUUUGCGCCUUGCCGGUUGAUCAGUCUAGAGCCAGUGAUAAAAGAUGUGACGAGAUCCAGAGACUCGACGACGCGAUCGGGGACGGACCAGGGGCGCUCUUUUCUCCCUUGCAGACUCUUCAUUCCGUGCAUCGACUGCUAAACCUUCUGGAAGACGGAGGGUUCACUGGUGCCAGCAUACCAAGAGCCUAUUACGAUGCCUUCCAAAUCGCCGUUGUACACGGAGACAGAGCCAGAGCAAGGGUCUUUGCCGAAAGAGCCGCUUCCGCUCGGAUAGUCUUAGAAGGGAAAGAUAGUCCGACCGUGGAGCAAAUGGAGAGCUUGGCCAGGAACCCUGCACGCCACCCAGCAAUUGAUGGGACGAAUAAGUGGAAAACGACUUUGGGUGACAUUCCAACUGAGCUAGACGGGGGUGCCUUUGAAGGCUGGCUCUGGAGGAAAGAAGUUGUCUCUCAGUACGCCAACUUGCGAGUGGAGUCGGCGUUUCCUUCAUUUGCUGGACUGCCCUGGGAUAAUGACAUCGACUUGGAGUUCCAUGAAAGCGUUGAUGGGGUUUACCGUCCACGCAGGCAUUGGUGCUUCCUUGCGGAAAUUGUUGAUAUCGAGAUAUUUUUACGCCUCAAGCUGAUCGUUAAGGAUAAGGCUGGCCAAAAAAUUCCGAUUGCCUUUUACACCGAUGAUCGUGGUUUCAACCUCAAUCCUCAGAAAUGUCACACAGUUGCGAUCCUCUAUGCAGAACAGCAUGGGUUUCUAGAUCUUUCAGUUGGGAUUCGACAAGAAACCCACGCGACGGUGAACAUUUUUCCCUUCCAGAUGUCUUACUUACUGGCCCUGAGUGAUAGAAUACAGCAGUAUUCGACCGAAACAAACGGGGUGAGAAUGUGCCAGGGAUGCAAUAGAAAAGCAGCUGAUAUGAAAAAAUGUGCGAGGUGCCACCUCUUCUGGUAUUGUCAUAAGGAUUGCCAAACCACUGGCUGGAAACAGAAAGGCCACAAGGUAGAUUGCCAGCGACUUAAGGAUUCUGACCUGCAGAAGUUAUUUCUUGCCAAGUGGGGUGCAUUUCGGGGCUACUUACAGUUUGAUCCCAAAGAAUGA
Nannizzia gypsea CBS 118893 is the source of this 1617-nucleotide messenger RNA. RefSeq lists its product as hypothetical. NCBI's taxonomy places the organism in Eukaryota, Fungi, Ascomycota, Eurotiomycetes, Onygenales, Arthrodermataceae. The coding region runs from base 1 to 1617 and encodes 538 amino acids. The record is from RefSeq and is a predicted model, not a curated record. Gene Ontology annotation, molecular function: protein binding. The transcript is spliced from 3 exons.